This is a messenger RNA of Soboliphyme baturini, 438 nucleotides long. The record is from the annotation of a GenBank genome assembly. NCBI's taxonomy places the organism in Eukaryota, Metazoa, Nematoda, Enoplea, Dioctophymatida, Soboliphymatidae.
AUGGCGAAUGGAGGCCAUUACUCAUCGGGCACAGCAGUUAGUGGCCUGUAUAUCAAGCGUUUUUGCUCCGGGAAUAUCGUGUUGUCGAUCACGCGAACGAUUGUUCGCAUCCCGCUUUGGGAAUAUCACAUUCGUUUCGAUUCGAAAGUCGGCAAGAAAAUUCCCAACACAGAGGUGUUGAACAAAUUCAAACGUCUAAACAAUGGCCUGUGGAUCAGGACGCACCCGGGCCGCCAUAAAUGGCGAUACCUAAAAGACGAACCUUGGCUGACUCAAAGUCUGUAUCACGAAACCCCCACCAACGAGGAACAACAAAUACUGGACAAGCUGGUGAACAGGUUUUGGCUAAGGCCAAAGUAUUACGUCAACGACCCCUAUGCACCACGAAAGAUUUUGAUCGAUGACUUCACGGCACAAAAGUACUUCUAUGAUCGAUAA